This is a messenger RNA of Papilio machaon (common yellow swallowtail), 1581 nucleotides long. Its product is annotated as lipase 3. Gene Ontology annotation, molecular function: hydrolase activity, acting on ester bonds. NCBI's taxonomy places the organism in Eukaryota, Metazoa, Arthropoda, Insecta, Lepidoptera, Papilionidae. The coding region runs from base 149 to 1477 and encodes 442 amino acids. The transcript has a single exon. The record is from RefSeq and is a predicted model, not a curated record.
CGAUUUUAAUGUUUAUUUUUUCCGUUACAGUACUUAUUGGUGCAACCUUCAACAUGUUAAUGCGUUGAACGUUUCAGUAGAAUUUCGAAUAUCGCGUGAAAAUGAUUGCCUUACGCACGAACAAACAAACGCAAUCGAAGUUUAUGUAAUGGAGCUGGGCAUUCCGGUCGGCUGUAACGCCGGCAUCGUCGACCCGCAUUCAGUUGACAGCAUGGCGUUCCGAAGCGCGGUGACUAAGAGCGUUGUGGUCGGCGUGUGCCUCGUGUGCGUGGGACACGUGCUGCAGCUGCACACGCGCCUGCUCAGCGACGACGCCAAGCACGCGCUGGGCUACCCCCCGGAUUCCCUACUCAACUUUACCGAGCGCAGCGCGCGCUACGGCUAUCCGGCUGAGGAGCACCGACUGCUCACGCAAGACGGGUACAUUCUGACCGUGUUCCGUAUGGCAGGCACUAGGAGGGACGGUGGCGCCGGGGCGCCUCCUGUCAUUCUGAUGCACGGCUUGCUGCAGAGCGCAGAUGCCUGGCUGGAUGCAGGCCCGGGCGCUGGCCUGGCGUACCUCAUAGCGGACGCCGGCCACGAUCUCUGGCUGGGCAACGUGCGCGGCAACUACUACUCCCGCGACCACGUCCGCCUGCGCCCCGAUACAGACCCCCAGUUCUGGGACUUCUCCGUCGACGAGAUAGGCCUCUACGACGUGCCCGCCACCAUUGACUACGUCUUAAACUACACCAAAGCGGAUAAGGUUAAUUACGUUGGAUUUUCCCAAGGUGCAGGGACGUUCUUCAUCAUGUGUUCCGAAAGACCAGAUUAUUGUGAUAAAGUCGGGGUUCUCGUCGCCUUAGCACCGGCCGCUCGACACACAAAUACAAAAUCUUUGCCUUAUAAGGUUUUAGCGAAGACCAUUAAUUCCAUGGAAUAUGUACUAAACCUGUGUGGUAUGCAGGAAGUGUUUUCGAAAGGUGCGCUCAGUCAAGAGUUCAUGGCGUUUUUCUGCCAAUUCCACUGGAUUUCGGAAUUAGUUUGCGGCACCGCCGAGGCGAUGUUCGAUUCGUUUCAUCCGGGUUCGAUACGAAAGGAAACUUUGAAAGUGCUUUUCGGACAUUUUCCAGCCGGGACGUCAACUCAUAAUAUGGCUCGGUACGGACAGAGUAUGAACAGUGAUAGAUUUCAAAAAUUCGAUUAUGGUAGAUCUAAUAAUAUUAAAUUAUACGGUUCACAUGAGCCUCCCUCGUACAAUUUGAGUGCAGUGAGUGCGCCGGCGGUCGUUCUGUACGGUGAGAAUGACCAUUUAGUCGACGAGAGAGAUGUGAGUUGGUUGCUGGAGCGACUGCCCAAUGUAUUGGAGGCGGUCAGAGUGAGUGAUCCGCUGUGGAACCACCUCGACGUCACCUACAGUCACCUUACAAACCAUAGCAUAUUUCCUAAAAUAAAUGAUUAUUUACUCAAAUAUAGUAAUGAUUGUCAAUUUUAUUAGUAUUUUAUACCUAUAAGAUAUAAACAGUCGGCAGUGAGGACGUUGUAAAUAGAGUUAAGGAGAAUAACUGUAGUCUAGUAUUGUUUAAACUAUUAUAUUAUGUA